AUGGGUAACCACCCACUCACCACCCGUUUGACCUCAUUAGUGUCAACCUUGCACCUCACGUUGCAGAACCUGGGCGUGAACCCAGCCAACAUUGGCUUCAGCUAUUUGACCAUGGAGUCUGACAAGUUCAUCUGCAUCAGGGAGAAGGUGGGCGAGCAGAACCAGGUUGUCAUCGUGGACAUGUCUGACCCCACCAACCCAAUUAGGCGACCCAUUUCAGCUGACAGCGCCAUCAUGAACCCCACCAGCAAAGUCAUCGCCCUGAAAGACGCUGCUAAGACGCUGCAGAUCUUCAACAUUGAAAUGAAAAGCAAGAUGAAGGCCCACUCUAUGACGGACGAGGUCAUGUUUUGGAAGUGGAUUUCAGUAAAUACUGUUGCCUUGGUGACAGAGACAGCUGUCUAUCAUUGGAGCAUGGAGGGGGAUUCCCAGCCAAACAAAGUAUUUGAUCGGCACGCCAGUCUGGCUGGAUGUCAAAUCAUCAACUACAGAACUGAUGAACAGCAGAAGUGGCUGCUGUUGAUUGGGAUUUCUGCACAGCAAAACCGUGUGGUUGGGGCAAUGCAGCUGUACUCCGUGGAAAGAAAAGUGUCUCAGCCUAUCGAAGGUCACGCUGCUGCCUUCGGGGAGUUCAAAGUGGAGGGGAACGCCAGUCCGUCCACGCUUUUCUGCUUCGCUGUGCGAUCACAAGCGGGUGGGAAGCUGCACAUCAUUGAAGUGGGUCAGCCAGCUGCAGGAAACCAGCCAUUUGCAAAGAAAGCAGUGGAUGUGUUUUUCCCUCCAGAGGCCCAGACAGACUUUCCUGUAGCCAUGCAGAUCGGAAGUAAACACGGUGUCAUAUAUUUAAUCACCAAGUAUGGUUACAUUCACCUCUACGACCUGGAGUCAGGAGUGUGCAUCUACAUGAACAGAAUCAGUGCUGAAACUAUUUUUGUCACGUCGCCACAUGAAGCCAGCUCGGGAAUCAUUGGAGUCAAUAAAAAGGGACAGGUCUUGUCAGUAUGUGUUGAAGAAGAAAACAUUGUCAACUACGCCACAAAUGUCCUGCAGAAUUCAGAGCUGGCCUUAAGGAUGGCUGUGAGGUCCAACCUUGCUGGUGCUGAGGAACUUUUUUCAAGGAAGUUCAACACUCUGUUUGCCCAGGGAAGUUAUUCAGAGGCGGCAAAGGUUGCUUCGUCGGCACCAAAGGGUGUUUUGCGGACUGCCGAGACCAUCCGCAAGUUUCAGAGUGUCCCGGCCCAACCGGGCCAGGCAUCUCCACUGUUACAGUACUUUGGUAUUCUGUUGGACCAGGGUCAACUCAACAAAUUCGAAUCCCUGGAGUUGUGCAGGCCUGUCCUGCAGCAGGGCCGCAAGCAACUACUGGAAAAGUGGCUGAAAGAGGACAAGCUGGAGUGCUCAGAGGAGCUGGGGGAUCUGGUGAAGGCUUCAGACCCAACCCUCGCUCUUAGCGUGUACCUCAGAGCCAAUGUUCCCAACAAGGUCAUUCAAUGCUUUGCAGAGACUGGACAGUUCCAAAAGAUUGUAUUAUAUGCCAAAAAAGUUGGCUACACCCCUGAUUGGGUGUUUUUGCUGAGGAACGUGAUGCGUGUCAAUCCGGACCAGGGACUGCAAUUUGCCCAGAUGCUAGUCCAGGAUGAAGAACCGCUGGCCAACAUUAACCAGAUUGUGGAUGUGUUCAUGGAAGGCAGCCUGAUCCAGCAGUGCACAUCCUUCCUAUUGGAUGCUUUAAAAAAUAACAGGCCAGCUGAAGGACACCUACAGACACGUCUCCUUGAGAUGAACCUCAUCCAUGCGCCACAGGUGGCAGAUGCGAUCAUGGGGAACCAGAUGUUCACACACUACGAUCGUGCUCAUGUUGCUCAGCUGUGCGAGAAGGCAGGCCUUCUGCAGAGAGCUCUGGAGCACUACACUGACCUUUACGAUAUCAAGCGAGCUGUGGUGCACACACAUCUGCUCAACCCUGAGUGGCUACUAAACUUCUUUGGCUCUUUGUCAGUGGAGGACUCUUUGGAGUGUUUAAGAGCCAUGCUGUCUGCUAACAUUAGACAGAACCUGCAACUCUGUGUGCAGGUAGCAUCCAAAUAUCACGAGCAGCUGGGAACUCAGGCUCUUAUGGAACUCUUUGAGUCCUUCAAGAGUUACGAGGGGUUGUUUUACUUCCUCGGUUCAAUUGUGAAUUUCAGCCAAGAGCCUGAUGUUCACUUCAAGUACAUCCAGGCGGCUUGCAAGACUGGACAGAUCAAAGAAGUUGAGAGGAUCUGCAGGGAGAGCAAUUGUUACGAUCCGGAAAGGGUUAAGAAUUUCCUCAAGGAAGCCAAGUUGACAGAUCAGCUUCCUCUCAUUAUUGUUUGUGACCGCUUUGACUUUGUCCACGACUUGGUACUCUACCUCUAUCGCAACACUCUACAGAAAUACAUUGAAAUCUAUGUACAAAAAGUUAACCCUAGUCGAUUACCAGUAGUGAUAGGUGGCCUGCUGGAUGUGGACUGUGCGGAAGAUGUCAUUAAGAACUUGAUCAUGGUGGUCAGAGGGCAGUUUUCCACUGAUGAGCUUGUAGAUGAGGUGGAGAAAAGAAACAGGUUAAAACUCCUGUUACCAUGGUUGGAGUCGCGCAUUCACGAGGGCUGUGAGGAACCAGCCACCCACAACGCUCUGGCCAAGAUUUACAUCGACAGCAACAACACACCUGAACGCUUUCUUAAAGAGAACACUUUCUAUGACAGCGCUGUGGUGGGACGCUACUGCGAGAAGCGGGACCCUCACUUAGCCUGUGUGGCUUAUGAGAGAGGGCAGUGUGACAUGGACCUCAUCAAGGUCUGCAAUGAGAAUUCUUUAUUUAAAAGCGAGGCCCGGUAUUUGGUGCGACGGAAAGAUCCAGAACUUUGGGCCAGUGUGCUGGAAGAGAACAAUCCUUACAGGAGGCCCCUCAUUGAUCAGGUGGUACAAACUGCACUAUCAGAGACCCAGGACCCAGAGGAGGUGUCAGUAACUGUCAAGGCAUUCAUGACUGCUGACCUACCCAACGAGUUGAUUGAACUUCUGGAGAAGAUUGUCCUUGAUAACAAUGUUUUUAGUGAACACAGAAACCUUCAGAACCUGCUAAUUUUGACUGCCAUUAAAGCGGACCGCACACGUGUGAUGGAGUAUGUCAAUAGACUAGACAACUACGACGCCCCGGACAUUGCAAAUAUUGCUAUCAGCAAUGAACUCUUCGAGGAGGCUUUUGCCAUUUUCAAGAAGUUUGACGUCAACACGUCAGCCAUCAUGGUAUUAAUAGAAAAUAUAGGAAACUUGGAUCGGGCCUAUGAGUUUGCUGAGCGGUGCAAUGAGCCUGCGGUAUGGAGCCAGUUAGCCCGGGCUCAGCUGCAAAGAGACCUGGUCAAGGAGGCCAUUGACUCGUAUAUCAAAGCAGUGGACCCCUCAGCCUAUAUGGAGGUGGUCAAUGCAGCCAGCAAAAACAACACCUGGGAAGACUUGGUCAAAUUCCUUCAGAUGGCUCGCAAGAAAGCACGGGAAUCAUACGUGGAAACGGAGUUAAUCUUUGCUUUGGCUAAAACAAACCGUCUUGCGGAGCUGGAGGAGUUUGUCAGUGGCCCUAACAAUGCUCACAUCCAGCAGGUGGGGGACAGGUGUUAUGAAGAGGAAAUGUAUGAGGCUGCUAAGCUCUUGUACAACAAUGUGUCAAACUUUGCUCGGCUGGCAUCCACACUUGUCCACCUUGGAGAGUACCAGGCUGCUGUGGACAGCGCCAGGAAAGCCAACAGCACACGUACUUGGAAGGAGGUUUGUUUCGCAUGCGUCGACGGCGAGGAAUUCCGUUUGGGGCAAAUCUGCGGCCUCCACAUUGUCAUCCAUGCCGAUGAAUUGGAGGACUUGAUCAGUUACUACCAGGACCGAGGCUACUUUGAGGAGCUGAUCGCUUUGCUAGAGGCAGCUCUAGGCCUGGAGCGAGCGCAUAUGGGCAUGUUCACUGAGUUGGCCAUUCUUUACUCCAAGUUCAAGCCUCAGAAGAUGAAAGAGCACCUGGAGCUCUUCUGGUCCAGAGUCAACAUUCCAAAGGUCCUGCGUGCAGCAGAACAGUCCCACUUAUGGGGCGAGCUGGUUUUCCUAUUUGAUAAGUACGAGGAGUACGACAAUGCCAUCAUUACAAUGAUGUCUCAUCCCACUGACGCCUGGAAAGAAGGCCUCUUUAAAGACAUCAUUGCGAAGGUAGCCAAUGUGGAGUUGUACUAUAAGUCUCUUUCCUUCUACUUGGAUUACAAGCCUCUUCUACUCAACGACCUGCUGACUAUUUUGUCUCCACGAUUGGAUCAUAAUCGAGCUGUCACCUAUUUCACCAAGGUGAACCAAUUGAAGCUAGUCAAGCCAUAUCUAAGGUCUGUCCAGAAUAACAAUAACAAGUCCGUCAAUGAAGCCCUUAACAACUUGCUGACAGAGGAGGAGGACUACCAGGGCCUGAGGGCAUCGAUUGAUGCCUAUGACAAUUUUGACACCAUCGGUCUCGCCCAGAGGUUAGAAAAACAUCAGCUGAUUGAGUUUCGACGCAUCGCUGCUUAUCUAUACAAAGGCAACAACCGCUGGAGACAAAGCGUUGAGCUCUGCAAGAAGGACAAACUCUACAAGGACGCAAUACUUUUUGCUGCUGAGUCGAAGGAUGCAGAACUCGCAGAAACCUUGCUGCAGUGGUUUCUUGAAGAGGGGAAGAAGGAGUGCUUUGCCGCCUGCCUCUUUGCGUCGUACGACCUGCUACACCCUGACGUGGUGCUGGAACUGGCAUGGAGGCACAACAUCAUUGACUUUGCCAUGCCGUACUUCAUCCAGGUCAUGAGGGAAUACCUCACUAAGGUUGAUGAAUUUGCGGCGAAGGUGACGGUGGACAAACUGGAGACAGCUGAAAGCCAGAGGCAAAGUGAAGAGGUGGUGACAGAAACUCAACCGAUGGUGUUCGGUCAGCAGCUGAUGCUGACCGGCUCUCCUGCUCCAGUGACGCCCCAGCCGGCGUAUCCGGGCUACAGCUACCCUGCCAAUGCUGCCGGUUACCCCACUCAGCCUGCCUACGGCUUCCCCAUGUAG
Molecule: messenger RNA, 5076 nt
Organism: Nerophis lumbriciformis (worm pipefish)
Lineage: Eukaryota; Metazoa; Chordata; Actinopteri; Syngnathiformes; Syngnathidae
Source: RefSeq, a predicted model, not a curated record